GACUAUAUUAUUUUAUCAAAUGGGUGACGAAAAUAGGCCAACAAAGUGAAUAAAGUUUGACCUUGUGAAUAGUGAACAUAAAGUUUAUUUGUGGACGGAGGGAGUAUGUGGUAGUAAUUGAAGGUAUCCGAUGAUGAUAUGCAAAGGAGAACAAAGAGCAGAACAGUUUCGAUUGGAGAAGGCGUAUCUUUUUCGAAUACUGGUCGGGGGGGUUAAGGAGUGGUUGGCGCUUCAAACAAUACUGUUUGGCCUUUCCGAAAAUCAUCGUGACGCUUCGAAGGAUUUGGUCCGUGGGACCCCAAUUUUGCCGAGUUUGAUUCCUUGGGAAUUACAACACUUUAGAACAGACAUGUUGGGCGCUAUAAAAGUCCUUAUUGAUAGUCCGCCUUCUUUGCCAAAUCCGGUCUCUAUAGUAAUUGAGCAAAACGCUGAAGCACAGGAUCACACAUCCAAGGAGAAAUCAAGCGUUGACUCACAAGUUGGAGAUGAAGUGGACAUCGGACCUAAAGCCAUAAACAAAAAUAACGGGAGGUCCAACGCUGUGGAAAAAAAUGAAAGUCCUCUUGCAGAUGUUGCCAAUGUCGACAAGCCAGAGCCUGCUUUUCAAGACUUUUAUACCUCAGCUGUUGUGGUCAUAGCAGAGUAUGAUAUUCCAAAAAGUGUUGACAAAGUGACAGAUGCAGAUGGUAAACAAGCACACUUACCUAUUUUGAUUGACACCAUCAAGUUGUUUGAUCUUGUAGAUGUGGUCAAGUCGGAGCACCUGGUUUCACUGAGAGCAACUACAUUUGUUAUGCGCAUCGUCUCAUCUUUCCAUCACUUUGCUGCAAGAGGCAAGAUGGUUGAAGAUUCAAAGGAUGGACUGCUCCUAUGGUUCAACAUUCUUUCUCCAGUCCUAAAGCACGAGUGGGAGCCUCCACCUUGAGGACAAGGUGGAUUUUUAAGGGGG
Molecule: messenger RNA, 949 nt
Organism: Cuscuta campestris
Lineage: Eukaryota; Viridiplantae; Streptophyta; Magnoliopsida; Solanales; Convolvulaceae
Source: the annotation of a GenBank genome assembly